Phragmites australis (common reed) is the source of this 546-nucleotide messenger RNA. RefSeq lists its product as uncharacterized. Lineage: Eukaryota; Viridiplantae; Streptophyta; Magnoliopsida; Poales; Poaceae. The record is from RefSeq and is a predicted model, not a curated record. The coding region runs from base 1 to 546 and encodes 181 amino acids. The transcript is spliced from 2 exons.
AUGGAAGUGGAACCUACUUUGGAUGAGGACAUCCGAAAGGGACAUGCAGAAGAUGAAAAUAUCAAAGAGAUUAAAGAGAAUAUUAAAGCAGGCAAAGCCCCAAAGUUCUUAGAAGAUGAGAAAGGCAUGGUAUGGUUUGGCAAGCGCAUCCGUGUACUAGACCAGAAAGAGCUUAAGGAGAUAAUCUUAAGAGAAGCCCAUGAGUCAGCUUAUUCUAUUGACCCAAGCAGUACAAAGAUGUAUCAGGAUUUGAAGGACCUCUAUUGGUGGCCUGGGCGGGUGGCGCUGCAAGUGACGCUGCCCGAGUUCGACGCCCAGGGUCUGGUCGACUGGCCGGUGCACCGGAACACCGGGACCAUCCAGAUCCCCGGGGUGGACGAGGAGACCGGCGAUGCGCCGAGGACCAGCGGCCGGGACGCCAUAGGUGGUAGGCCACAGUCGAGCGGCAGGGAGGCCGCGGGCGGCCGAACGCAGACCGGCGGCAGGGGCGCCGCAGGUGGCAGGCCGCAGACCGGCCGUGGGGCUACCCCAAGCAGCAGCCAUUAG